Molecule: messenger RNA, 1611 nt
Organism: Chanos chanos (milkfish)
Lineage: Eukaryota; Metazoa; Chordata; Actinopteri; Gonorynchiformes; Chanidae
Product: plasma kallikrein
Exons: 12
Coding region: 150-1481 (443 amino acids)
Biological process (GO): proteolysis
Cellular component (GO): extracellular region
Molecular function (GO): serine-type endopeptidase activity; protein binding
Source: RefSeq, a predicted model, not a curated record
GGAAUGCCAGAGAGCCUGCACCAGUGACCCAGGGUGUCAGUUCUUCUCAUACUUCACAGAGAAAUUUCCAAGAACUGAUAUCAGAUACAAAUGUCACUUGAAAUUCAGCUGGACUGUCCCAAUUCUCCCAAUUGUGGAACUGAAGGAAAAUGUCGUGUCUGGGUUUUCUCAAAAAUUUCUCCAAAAAAACACUGGAAAACAAGUUUCUGUUACAGAAUGUGAAGACCAGAUCCUCCAUAGACUUUCCUGGGCACGACUUUGAGCAGUUUUCGGCUGCCUCAGCUAAGCAUUGCCAAUUCUUAUGUUCAAUACACCCCCGCUGCACCUAUUUCUCCUACACAACUCAAGACUAUCAGUCGAAAAGGAUGCAUUGUUUUCUUAAGCAUAAUCAUGAUGUAAAGCCAUCAGUGACAAAGCAAGAUGUUUGGUCUGGGAUGCCCCAACGCUUUUGUCAGUCUUCAAAAGACUGGAUCAGAACCCAAUAUGAGAAUAUUGACUUUAGAGGCUCUGAUAUUCGUCACAUUACGAUGGAUGAUGAACAUAACUGCCAAACUGCAUGUGCACAUGACCCAGACUGUCAGUUCUACACUUAUGUUAAAAACUCUUUCACACCACCGGAGUAUAGACAGAGGUGUUACCUAAAGCAGGUCAUCACUGUACCAGUGCCUCCAAAGGUAGUCUCAAUGAACGGAGUGGUGUCAGGGUUCUCAUUAAGGAGUUGCAGCAGUGAGGUGCCUGAAACAGAUUGUGGUGUUGCUCAGAUUGAGAAGGCAAGGGUUCUUGGUGGUUCAGACGUCUCCCCUGGCCAAUGGCCCUGGCAGAUAAGCCUUCAGAAGAACAGGAAACAUGUAUGUGGUGGAGUCAUCAUUGCUCGCCAGUGGGUUGUCACUGCUGCACAUUGUCUCUCUUCGGCUUAUAAUGCUUUGUCAGUUUUGGCUGGGAUAACCGAGCUGUCAGUUUCUGGAGAAAAGUAUGAAUUGGACAAGAAGUUCAUUCAUCCUGGCUAUGAUGUCGCAACUCUGGAAAAUGAUAUUGCCCUUCUGAAACUGACAAGCCCACUUACAUAUGGACGUGACAUUGCUCCUCUGUGUUUGAUGGAUAAAACAAAGGAGAUGAGUCUCUUUGGACAGAGCUGUACUGUUACUGGUUGGGGGAGGCUCUCGUCAGGCAGCCAUUCUACUGUACUUCAAGCAGCAGAGGUGCCUCUUAUGAGCCCUGAAUCAUGUGCUGCCCUGAAGUUUGGGGAAGACAGUAAUUAUAAAGUGCUUGACACAAACGUAUGUGCAGGAUACCCACAGGGAGGCAUAGACACCUGUGACGGUGAUUCUGGGGGGCCACUUGCUUGCAGUAUUGAGUACAGAUGGUACUUAACAGGCAUCACCAGCUGGGGCCAAGGCUGCGGACUAGCUAACAAACCUGGGGUGUACACCCGCGUGUCGCGCUAUCUAGACUGGAUCAGGAACACCAUGUCCAGCAAUUAAGCCAGCUUUGCUCAAAACUUUAUGAUUGGCAAAGAAUCUGCAUGUCAUCUGAAUCUGGGACUGCAGGUUUCUGGGUGAAUGCAGUAUAAUCUGAGAGUGAAGCCUAUGUAAAAUGACUCUAAAUGACAGU